AUAAUAUUAUAUUGUUAAAAAAUGUUCGACUUCAAUAAUCCCAUGAAGUUCAUCUUCAACAACUCAUACGGGUUCCUCUUCGGGGAUCCUCAGAGUGCGAGAGCGAAGAUCCCAGAUUCCAUGAACUACUACAUGUUCACGACAUUGUUCAGGGAUUAUAUCCAAUGGCAUGAGAAGAACCAUCAUUUCCAUGAGAAUUAUGACAAUGAAAAGAGAUACUUGAAUGUACUGGGGUAUUUUAGAUACUUCUGGAUGAGUUCUGGUAUCCUGUUCGCAGGAAUGAUCCUCAACCCUAAUUAUACUAAGCCCAAGUCUUUCUACUUCAGAAAAUUCAAUGUGGUGUUUUGCGCCUGGAUCGGCUACUGCUUUGGAAACAAAAAUUACUUAAAUUAUGAGCAUAGUUUGUAUCUCCGUAUGAAUGAUUACUUCCCAAUGGAGGUAAAGAGGGCUCUCAGGACUGAGGAUUAUAGAUACCUAGCACUUUUCGACUAUAAGAACCCAGGCAGGCAACUUUUUGACACCCAAACCGGUAAAUCUCUCUCAUAA
Messenger RNA from Moneuplotes crassus, 546 nucleotides. Lineage: Eukaryota; Ciliophora; Spirotrichea; Euplotida; Euplotidae. The record is from the annotation of a GenBank genome assembly.